Messenger RNA from Drosophila melanogaster (fruit fly), 1281 nucleotides. RefSeq lists its product as uncharacterized. The coding region runs from base 198 to 611 and encodes 137 amino acids. The record is from RefSeq and is marked reviewed. The transcript is spliced from 7 exons. Lineage: Eukaryota; Metazoa; Arthropoda; Insecta; Diptera; Drosophilidae.
AUCAAUGAAAACCAAAGUAAUUUGGACUUAAAUGUCAAAUAAUUCUGUAGAUAUUCUGUAUAAAUGCUUUUUACAUAAAAUUUAUAUUUCUCUUUCCCUUGCAAAAUUCAUAAUGGUGAAAAAUAAUAACAUUCCAUCGCAUCCUGUAAUUUUCGGAUUUAUAAAUUUUGGAAUUAUUAUCUACAGAACCGAUUGAGAUGUGCUGCAAUGCCAACCGCCAGCUAUUAUGUAUCUUUACCGGAGCAUUGGCGAUACUGAUAUCAACUUUAUGUUUAGGAUUCAUGCUUUACCGGCUAGGCACGACUGGUAUAAACCAUUGGGAGGAGGCGUACCUGGUAGCCUGGGCUGUCAUUAUUUUAGCAGCGGUACCUCUAAUUGUAGGAGCAAUAAAAGAAAUUCGCUAUCUUUUGGUGAUUUGGAUAGUAGUCGCUUUAAUAAGCGGCAUUUCUCUGAUAGUUAUUCAAAUAGAAAUGUUUCAUAGCUUUUUUCAUAAGGAUCCUGAUACAGCCUUUCAUAUUCUCGGUGGUAUAGUCAUUAUAGUUUUCGUAUUAUUGCUCUGCUGUUUUCUAUACUUCCCAUAUACGUAUGCGCGUGAGCUGGAAGGAGAUUAAUACGGAUAAAACGGAUAAAAAAUAUCCAGUGUCUUGGACUUAAAUUUCAAACAAAAUUAUCAGUUUGAAACCAUUUUUUUUUUUUUGUAUAUUUUUAGUUGCUUAAAUCAAAUGUUGUUUCCUGUGGAUAUAUGGGAAAUACUUUAAAAUUGGAAAAAUAAAACUACAAUGUGCUUGAAUGCGAACCAAAAGCCUUGUUGCGUGAUAAUUGCCUUGGUUGCGAUUUUUGUCGGAACUAUAGAGACAUCUUACGAGUGCUUUCAUUUAGCCUUGCAUGGUAUGAACAAUUGGUUAGUGGCAGCAUUGAUCGCAUGGAUUCCCAUUUUUAUUGCUGCAAUUUUUCUGAUUAUUGGUGCACUUAGGGAAAUACCUAUUCUUCUGCUUAUCUGGGUAAUAGUGUCACUGAUUUGCGGAGGUGCUUUGAUAAUUAUAAAGAUCGGAUUGAUGAUAUACCUGAAUAGGCUUCGUAUAUAUCUAGAUAUUGUGGUCGCCAUUUUGAAUGUAAUAUUUUUAAUGCUGGUCUUCGUUUGGGCGGCCUAUCCUUAUGCAUACAUGCGUGAACUGAAGGAGCAGCAAAUGAUUUGAAAUUAUCACUUGGGCGUAGAUGAUGGAAAUAUCAUAAAUAAUGGCAGUGCUGAAAUUAUUAAGAAAUAUUACUGAGCCCAUUUAU